Gracilinanus agilis (Agile Gracile Mouse Opossum) is the source of this 848-nucleotide messenger RNA. RefSeq names its product agrin-like. The record is from RefSeq and is a predicted model, not a curated record. The transcript has 4 exons. NCBI's taxonomy places the organism in Eukaryota, Metazoa, Chordata, Mammalia, Didelphimorphia, Didelphidae. The annotation marks the transcript as partial.
AAGAAAGUGGGGGAGAGGAUGGUGGGAGGGAGAGAAAAGAGAUAGAGGGAGAGGGAGAGAGAGUGAGUGUGUGUGCACCCAAGCUGUGUUCUGGCUAAUAUCUCUCUCUUGUUACCUAGGCAGCCCUGGGGGCAUCUGCCGUCGGGGCCGCUGCCCAGAGGAGGCUGUGUGGUAACUCUGGGUGCCCCUGCCAGCUCCCAUUAACCUCCAUAGCCUCAUCUCACUAACCACCCGCCUACCCUGCUCGCCUGCUCUCCUGGGGCCGGGGCCCCCAAGCCAGCGCUGUCCAGUGGCCAGUGACCUGGGGGAAGAGGGGCUCAUUUGUUCCUUCUCUCCACUCUCCCCAUUCCCCUCCGCAGCCACCAAGGUGUUCCAGGGAGUGAUGGUUUUGGAAGAGGUGGACGGCCAGGAACUUUUCUAUACCCCGGAGAUGGCAGACCCCAAAUCCGAGCUUUUUGGGGAGACAGCCCGAAGCGUGGAGAGUGUGCUGGAGGGCCUGUUCCGGAAUUCAGACGUCAAGAAGGACUUCCGGAGCGUCCGGAUGCGGGACCUGGGACCGGGUGGCUCUGUGCGCGCCAUCGUGGACGCCCACUUUGACCCUUCCACAUCCUUCACGGCCCUUGAUGUGAGCCGGGCCCUGCUCAAGCAGAUCAGAGCAGCCAAGAAGAGGGUCCUGGUAGUGAAGCAGCCCCUGGUGGACCACGUGAAGUUCAUGGACUUCGACUGGCUCCCUGUGCUGUUCACCACAGCCACCACCACCACCACCGGGACCACAGCGGAGGCCGUGACCCCCAGCAGCCACCCCCCACCUGCCAUGACCCCCCACACUCUGCACCCCGGCCACCUGG